This is a messenger RNA of Cryptococcus amylolentus CBS 6039, 1903 nucleotides long. RefSeq lists its product as hypothetical. Gene Ontology annotation, molecular function: amino acid transmembrane transporter activity. Gene Ontology annotation, cellular component: membrane. The record is from RefSeq and is a predicted model, not a curated record. The coding region runs from base 471 to 1745 and encodes 424 amino acids. The transcript is spliced from 10 exons. Gene Ontology annotation, biological process: amino acid transmembrane transport. NCBI's taxonomy places the organism in Eukaryota, Fungi, Basidiomycota, Tremellomycetes, Tremellales, Cryptococcaceae.
UCCCCUUCCCAUUCCAAUCCCAUCCCAUCCCAUCUUCAUUCUAUUCACACAAACAGUCAUGUCUCACGAGUACGACGAGAAAAAGGAGGGCUUCAGCCACGAAAUCGCCCCCGCCGUCACCCGUGGCGAGUACGAUGGCGAGGAGGUCGUCCCCAAGGAGGGUCUCCAGAGAAAUCUCAAGGCGAGACAUAUGGCCAUGAUCAGUAUCGGUGGAGUCAUCGGUACAGGUCUGUUCUUGGGAACCGGUUCCGCUCUCGCCCAUGGUGGCCCCCUCGGUCUGUUCAUGGGAUACGCGCUCAUGGGAAGUAUCUGUCUCUGUGUCAUGCUCUGUCUCGGUGAAAUGAUCUCCUACCUGCCCGUCCCCGGUGGCCAUAUAACACUCGCUGCGCGAUUUGUCGACCCUGCUUUGGGUAUGUCGUACCCUGCAGUUCCCGUGCUCUGCUGAUUUUUCUUUCUUUUCAGCUUUCACCAUGGGCUGGAACUAUUGGUACAACUGGGUCAUCAUUCUGCCUGCCGAGUUGUCUGCCGCUGCCGUCCUCAUCAACCUCUGGAAUGCUACCAUCAACAACGCUCUUUGGAUUUCGAUCUGCCUUAUCGUCGUCGUCGUCAUCAAUCUCUUCGGAGUAGCUGCGUAUGGAGAGGCCGAGUUUUGGUUCUCCUCAAUCAAGGUUCUCACCAUCGUCGGUCUCAUCAUCCUCGGUAUCAUCAUCACUGCGGGCGGUGGGCCUGAUCACAAUAGCAUCGGGUUCGAGUACUGGCGCAACCCCGGACCGCUCGUCCACUACGAAGGCAUCAAAGGCAGCCUCGGAAACUUCCUUGGCUUCUGGGCGGUUUUAACGCAGGCUGCCUUCUCUUACAUUGGUACCGAGAUCGUCGCCAUCGCUGCCGCCGAAGCCAAGAACCCCCGACGAAAUCUUCCCCGAGCCAUCAAGCGAGUCUACGUCCGUAUCUUGGUCUUCUACCUUGGCGGUACAUUCAUCAUCGGUCUCAUUUGCCCCUCCAACGAGGACGGUCUCAGUCUCAACUCUGGUAACGCCCUCGCGUCUCCUUUCGUCAUUGCCAUCAAGAAGGCUGGUAUCCCCGCUCUCCCUUCCAUCAUCAACGCCUGUCUUUUGACUUCUGCCUGGUCUGCCGCCUCCUCUGAUCUCUACACGUCGUCUCGAGCUCUUUACGGCCUUGCUCUCUCCGGCAACGCUCCCAAGAUCUUUGCUAGGACUACUCGCAGGGGUUUGCCUUACAUCAGUCUGGCGCUCUGUGCCGCUUUCGGUCUUCUCGCCUUCAUGUCUCUCCAGUCCACCGCUGGUAAAGUCUUUGGAUACUUUAGCAACCUUACAGCGGCUGCGGGUCUCAUGACCUGGUGGGGUAUCUGCUUCAUCUACAUCCGAUUCGAAAAGGGUCUCCGAGCCCAGGGUAUCGCCCGAUCCUCUCUCCCCUACGCUUCCCGACUCAACGUCCGAGCUUCUGCCGCCUAUUACGCCAUCACGAUGAUCACCAUCAUCCUCUUCUUCAGCGGCUGGAGCGUCUUCCUGAAAGACAACUGGGACACUGCUACUUUCGUCACCAACUACCUCCCUAUCUGGCUCUUCCCCAUCCUUUGGAUCGGCUACAAGCUCAUCAAAAAGACCCACUUUGUCCGCGCGUCCGAGAUGGACUUCCUCACUGGCCUUGCCGAGAUCGAGGCUGAGUGCUACGAAGAGGCGCCUCCCAAGAACUGGGUCGAAAAGGUGUGGAGUUCGAUCAUGUAAAAAAUCAACGUUGUAAUUUGAUGGAUUCUAUCUUCUUUUGGGGGUUUUAAAGGUCGUUGUCAAAAUUACUAUUCUAUGAUUUAGGUAUACUAGGUAUACGCAUUGGUUGUUAGUUGUCUACUGUAAUCGUUGUCUAUAUGCAUUGCAUUAUUCUGCUC